UGACAGGAUUCACGACUCGGGCUGAACUCCGCUCAAGCUGCAUAUAUAAAGAGGGUCUUUUUCGUAUUCGUGAAGUACGCCAUCUUUGGAGGAGGGGUCGGAUAAACACCGAACGAGGGAAACUGCAGCAGCGCCGCCGCCAUGAAGGAAUUACUCGUUUUUGCUGUCGCAGCUACUGCCCUAUUGAGCACUUUUCCCGCUGUCAGGGGAGACUGUAGCAGUGUGACGUGCAGCUCCUUCGGGUACGUGCCUAUCCCGAAUGGCGGAGGAGAGUGUGCCUUCUGCCUCAGCGCUGAUUCUACGCCGACAUGCCCUGGGAUCAACUGCGACGGGAGUCAAUUUACGACUACUACUGGUGCAACGACUACUACAACGACGACUACGCCACCAACUACCACCACGACAACAACACCUCCUACUACAACCACCACCACAAUACCUCCAACCACAACCACCACCACAACACCACCUACUACUACCACAACACCACCCGUAACUACAACUACAACACCACCAGUUACUACCACAACUCCACCUGUAACCACCACUACGACACCACCUGUAACCACAACGACAACACCACCGUAACUACCACCACAACUCCACCUGUA
Messenger RNA from Penaeus vannamei (Pacific white shrimp), 611 nucleotides. RefSeq names its product platelet glycoprotein Ib alpha chain. The record is from RefSeq and is a predicted model, not a curated record. Gene Ontology annotation, molecular function: chitin binding. NCBI's taxonomy places the organism in Eukaryota, Metazoa, Arthropoda, Malacostraca, Decapoda, Penaeidae. Gene Ontology annotation, cellular component: extracellular region.